ACAAACCCACAAAUAAAAAGUGGGUUUUGGUUAAGUUUAUACCAUCUACUGAACUAUUGAGCGACAUAGAAGAAGAAGAAAGAUGGGUUCGAUAACAAUUCCUCAUGUGCUAACUUCACCGAGAGAUGAUGCUAUUCAACUGCACCGUGCUUUUAAAGGAUUUGGCUGUGAUGUUAAGGCUGUUAUAAACAUCCUUGCCCAUCGAGAUGCAACACAACGUUCUUAUAUACGUCAUGAGUACAACACCAUGUAUUCUGAAGGACUAGACAAACGUUUGGCUAGCGAGCUUACGGGUGAUGUCGAGAAAGCUGUGCUAUUGUGGAUGCACGAUCCAGCUACACGAGAUGCUACCAUACUGAGGAGGGCUCUCCAUGGAGACGUGGUUAAUGUAAAAACCGCCACUGAAGUGAUAUGUUCACGAACUCCAUCCCAGUUAGUACAAAUCAAACAAUUGUAUCAUUCAAUCUCAAAAACGUACCUUGAGCAUGACAUUGAGUAUCAGUGCAGCGGCGAUAUUCAAAAGUUGUUGCUCAAAUAUCUUGUCACACAACGCUAUGAAGGACCAGAAAUCGAUAGAAAUAUGGUAGAACAUGAUGCUAAAGCCCUCUAUAAAGCUGGGGAGAAAAGGUUAGGAACCGAUGAGAUGACUUUCAUAAAGGUUUUCAGCGAAAGAAGCCGGGCUCACUUAGCUGGGGUUGAAACUGCAUAUAAAAGCAUGUAUGGUCACUCACUCCAAAAGGUGGUGAAAAAGGAAACAUCUGGUAACUUUGAAUUUGGACUUCUAACAAUCUUGAGGUGUGCUGACAACCCAGGGAUAUACUUUGCUAAGUUACUGCACAAGGCAAUGAAGGGAAUGGGGACAAAUGAUUCAACCUUGAUUAGAAUAGUCGUUUCAAGGGCAGAGAUAGACAUGCAAUACAUAAAGGGAGAGUAUCAGAAGAAAUAUGGGAAAUCUUUGAAGGAUGCUGUUCGUUCUGAGACAUCGGGCAAUUACAGAGAAUUUCUUCUUGCACUACUCGGUCAUUAGGUAUGCAGCCAUUCCUUCUCGUUUAUGUACAGUAAUUGGCUUCUUCUUAGUUUGUAUUUGAAGCUUUGAAUCAAAGAUGGAUCAUGUGUGCAAAACUCUAAGUUUGUAAUGCUCUAGUUUGCAAGAUUGUGUAUAUACUAGUAGACAUGUUUGUUUUUGCUGUAAUGCUUUUUGUGCCUAUUUGCUAAUAAAUGCACGUAUUAUGUCUAUUUUUUGUUUUUGUUAAUAAUUAUUUCAUUUGUGAAGGAUAUGACAACUAUCUCUUGUUGAUUUCUUGGUGAUUGAGUUUUUGUGAAAUCUGUUUU
Messenger RNA from Impatiens glandulifera, 1332 nucleotides. RefSeq names its product annexin D5-like. The record is from RefSeq and is a predicted model, not a curated record. Lineage: Eukaryota; Viridiplantae; Streptophyta; Magnoliopsida; Ericales; Balsaminaceae. The transcript is spliced from 6 exons. The coding region runs from base 83 to 1027 and encodes 314 amino acids. Gene Ontology annotation, molecular function: calcium-dependent phospholipid binding; calcium ion binding. Gene Ontology annotation, cellular component: cytoplasm.